This is a messenger RNA of Staurois parvus, 459 nucleotides long. NCBI's taxonomy places the organism in Eukaryota, Metazoa, Chordata, Amphibia, Anura, Ranidae. The record is from the annotation of a GenBank genome assembly.
CCUGUACUGUGUCCGCAGUCUCUGAUCAUCUCCUGUACUAUGUCUGCAGUCUCUGGUCAUCUCCUGUACUAUGUCCGCAGUCUCUGGUCAUCUCCUGUACUAUGUCCGCAGUCUCUGGUCAUCUCCUGUACUAUGUCCGCAGUCUCUGGUCAUCUCCUGUACUGUGUCCGCAGUCUCUGGUCAUCUCCUGUACUGUGUCCGCAGUCUCUGGUCAUCUCCUGUACUGUGUCCGCAGUCUCUGGUCAUCUCCUGUACUUCUGCAGUCUCUGGUCAUCUCCUGUACUGUGUCCGCAGUCUCUGGUCAUCUCCUGUACUGUGUCCGCAGUCUCUGGUCAUCUCCUGUACUAUGUCCGCAGUCUCUGGUCAUCUCCUGUACUGUCCGCAGUCUCUGGUCAUCUCCUGUACUGUCCGCAGUCUCUGGUCAUCUCCUGUACUGUCCGCAGUCUCUGGUCAUCUCCU